GGUUUCCGUUGUACCUCUCGAUGAUGACUUUGGACUAGUCUUCUUGAUAUUCGUCUUUAACUCUGGGUGAUGGCUACCAGAUUAGUACUGGCGCUGCAGCGUUCAUUGUUUGACGUCUCUGAUUACAACAAAACUUUGAAAGAUAAUGCUCGAGACGCGUUCUGAGUUGAAGGGCAGCUGGAAGGGGCACGAGGCAUACCUCUCCAUAGCAUAUCAACAUGACUCCCAUGCGGUCGAGAAAUUGUGGCAACUCGAAGGUCGUCUAUUCGGUAUCACGCUCUGAUAAACGGUCCGGAAGUGUAUGCACUUUAUGUUCCUAGCUGGGACGCGGCCCACCGUGCCCAUCCUCCAUGGUUGAAGAUACGGUUGCCUAUCUAAAAGCCUUUCGAUGCCAGAUUGCUUCGGUACUCAGGUUUUCUCAGCCGUGAAAGCUUCUUGCUUUUGAUUCGUCUUCUCAACCCCGGCCUUGGCAGGCUUUGAGCUUUUCUCGUACUUCAAAUGGCGCUUCAACCCACUCCUGAGAACCCCAUUCCUUCCUUGGAACUUAUCACGGAAGGUGCUGUCAAUGAUAGGAAAGCGAAGACAAGAUCAAAUGCAGAACUGGACACCGCUGUGGUUGUUGCACCUGUGUCUAAAGAAGAGCCUAUCGUCACUCGGAGGGAACUUUGGAGCUACUACUUGUACUAUAAUGGUGACAAUGGUGUUGGUCCGAAUGGAUACUCCAUGACCCUCUUUCAGUCACUUGCCACUGCAGCAGGCUACGAUCCACUCAAAGGCCCCGGUUCAUCAUGCUUGGCACCGGACUCCUCAGGACGAUGUGUACUGCCCUGGGCAGGUGCAACUAAAGCAGUCAGCUCGGUUGUUCUGAUCGCAAAUGGUGUCAGUUUCGCCGUCAUGACUUUGAUUUUCACCACGAUUGGGUCGGCAGCAGAUUAUGGAACUUUUGGCCGCUGGUUACUUCUCGUUAUCACCGUCAUAUGUUGGGGAGCUCAGUUUGCGGGAAUGUCUCUAACUUCUCCGGAUCGAUGGGGAGUCUCUAUGGGUCUAUACAUGAUUGGUUUCAUCACCUAUGGUGCAACCUUAGUCUUCUAUGCAGCUCUCUUCCCUCGUCUUGCUCGUAACACUCCACACGCGCGACAGUUGCGAGAGAAAUACGAGAAUGGCGAAAUCCCUGCGGAGGUGUAUGAAACUGAGGAGAGUUUGGAGAAGAACAGAAUCAGUAACAUCAGUACAAUGCAUAGUAACAUCGGAUAUAUAAUCACCCUGGCUUUGAACUUGUCACUUCUGUUACCGAGAGCAAACGACCCUAAAGUUGACAAUUACGUCCUUGUGUUAACGACAGGAUACUGGGUUAUCACUGGUAUCUGGUGGUUUAUCUUCCAACAACCUCGACCUGGACCGUCACUUCCCAAGGGUGAACAUUAUCUGACAGUUGGAUGGAAGCAGAUAUGGCAAGCUCUCAAGCAAUACAAGAAACUCCCAUACACCUUCACCUAUUUGUUAGCGUUCUUCCUUCUUGCCGACGGCCUCAAUACGACUGGUACUCUCGUAUCCAUUUGUCAGAAUGACAAAUUCCAGUUCUCGUUCUUGUACAACACAUAUCUCGGACUAUCGCAAGCUGUCACUUCCACGAUAAGCACUCUCGGCUUCUGGUAUAUCCAAAAAUACUGGAAGAUUAGUACAAAGAAGAUGUUCGUUGUUACCAAUGUCGUCACCAUCAUGAUUCCUUUGUGGGGCAUGAUUGGGAUUUGGACGACCAAAUUUGGGUUCCAUAACGUUUGGGAGUUCUGGGCAUACAACGUCGUCUUUGGACUGUUCCAGGCACCGUACUACGCGUUCUCCCAAACUAUGAUGGCGGAGCUUUCGCCACCCGGAUUUGAUAACAUGUUUUUUGGUCUUUUUGGCCUUUCCAACCGCGCUUCGUCCAUGAUCGGACCCAACGUCAUUCAGGCCAUCAUUGAUAACACCGGUGAUAAUUGGAAAGGCUUUCCAUUCCUAUUCGCUCUCUGUACCGCCGCAAGUCUCGUCAUCUGGUUCAGUGUCGAUGUAACGAAAGGACGACGCGCGGCAGUGGCGUGGGCUGAGAAGAACCGCGGAUAUGCUCAGACGGGCAUGUUUGCCGAGGAAGUGUCCGUGGAUUCAAAGGAUUAUGGGAAGACAGAUUAAGAUAAGCAUGACAGAUGUCUGAUCUUGUGUCUUUGAUAUUUCCUCGGCUUUCAUUCUGUUCCUGCAUUCUGGCACUGUUAACGAGAUAUCAUGCUUUUACGACACUGUAUAGUCUUAACAGCAGGCAGGUAUCGCUGAAUGACUAUGUGUCUGUUGGCUUACCGUCGUUGCAGGAACUUUGGCCGGGGAGGGCUUACAGCGUGUAAUGAAUAUCAAAGCCUCUCUAUCGGAGAUGAGAUCGCAUCUCGUCAAUAUGUCGAUGUCCAACA
Molecule: messenger RNA, 2435 nt
Organism: Somion occarium
Lineage: Eukaryota; Fungi; Basidiomycota; Agaricomycetes; Polyporales; Cerrenaceae
Source: the annotation of a GenBank genome assembly